AUGGCCAAAUCGUCAUUCACUAUCCAGAAUCAACAAGAUCACUUACGCUAUUUGGAUAUGUUAAAAGAAGAAUUUACAAAAAAGUUUCAGGAAAGAUCUCCGUGCAUGAACUCUGUUGACGAUUACGAUAUUAUCAAAGCGAUUGGGAACGGAGCAUAUGGAGAAGUGUUUUUAGUAAGGAAUAAAAGUACAUUUACUUACCAUGCCAUGAAAGUGGUUGCAAAAGAAGUUGUUGUAGAAAGGAAACAUGUAAAACAUUUAAUACUUGAAAAGAAAAUUCUUGACUGUGUACAAUUUCCGUUUACAUUGACCAUGGAUGUUGCUUUUAAAGAUAAUGUUUAUUUAUAUUUCAUAUUACCUUUUGUGGCUGGUGGUGAAAUGUUUAAUUACAUACAGAAAUAUGGAAAUUUUUCGGAUGAAUUAUCAAAAUUUUACGCUGGUCAAAUAGUAUUAGCAAUAGAAUACAUACACCACUGUGAAGUUAUUCAUAGAGACAUUAAACCUGAAAAUAUAUUAAUUGACGUAACUGGAUACAUAAAACUAUGCGAUUUUGGGUUUAGUAAAAAAAUUAAGAAGAAAACUUGGACAUUGUGUGGAACACCUGAAUAUUUAGCACCAGAAAUUAUUAUGUCUAGAGGUUACAACUACGCAGUUGACUGGUGGGCUGUGGGUGUAUUAAUAUAUGAAAUGGAGGCUGGAACUCCACCUUUUUACGCAGGCGAACCAGCAAAACUUUAUGACAAUAUAAUCGAAGGACGGUACAAAUUUCCUGAAAAUAUGAAUGGUGAAUGUAGGAAUUUGGUCAAAGGUUUCCUCCAGGUAGAUCCAUCGAAGCGUAUUGGUUCUCUUAUAGGGGGCGUGUAUGAUAUUAAAAGCCAUUCUUGGUUCAAAGAAAUAGACUGGCACGCCUUACUUCAUCAAAGAUUAGAACCCCCGUUUAUGCCCGUAUGCAACUCUUCUGGAGACACUAGCAAUUUUCCCGAGAUAUCUCAACCUAUGCUUCAACGGUGUUCAAAGUGUCUCUAUGAGGCAGAGUUCGAGGAUUUUUAA
Arctia plantaginis is the source of this 1050-nucleotide messenger RNA. Lineage: Eukaryota; Metazoa; Arthropoda; Insecta; Lepidoptera; Erebidae. The record is from the annotation of a GenBank genome assembly.